AUGUCUUCCAACCUCGAGUUCAAAGGCUACGCGCUCACAGAUGCCUCCAAAUGGAGCGAUCUCAACUUGACCGACUUCAAACCGAAGACGUUCCAACCUGACGACGUCGAGAUCUCCAUCACCCAUUGCGGUGUCUGUGGCUCCGAUGUGCACACCCUCACCCAAGGCUGGGGCGAGUCUAAGCUGCCGCUUGUCGUCGGGCACGAGAUCGUAGGCAAGGUGACCCGCGUGGGCAAGAAUGUCGUGGGUAUCAAGCAGGGCGACCGUGUCGGUGUGGGAGCGCAGAUCGGGAGCUGCAUGGAAUGUAGGGCGUGCAAAGCCUCGUAUGAGAACUACUGUCCGCAUGGCAUACCGACCUACAAUGGCCAGUAUCCCGACGGCAUUGUCAGCCAAGGAGGGUACGGGACGGCCAUUCGCGCGCAUCAGCAGUUCGUAUUCCCCAUCCCGGACGAGAUUGAGUCGCGCGACGCCGCGUCCAUGAUGUGCGGCGGGCUGACGGUGUUUUCUCCACUAAAGACACACGGCGCGGGACCUGGAAAGAAGGUCGGAGUCGUGGGUAUAGGCGGUCUUGGCCACUAUGCGGUGCUGUGGGCCAAAGCAAUGGGCGCGGAAGUGUAUGCGUUCACGCAUGACCAGAGUAAGAUGGAGGAUAUCAAGAAGAUGGGCGCAGACCAUAUCAUCAACACAGAGGACAAGGACUGGCACAAACCUCUCGCGCUCACGCUCGAUUUGAUCGUCUCGACGCGCGACGUCUUCGCGCCUGAUACGCCGCUCGGGGCGUACCUCUCAAUGCUCUUCGUGCACGGCAAGUUCAUCACGGUGGGCAUCCCAGAUGCGGACCAGCCGCUGCCCGCGAUCCACUCGUUUGACGUUGUACCGAACGGGUGUAUGCUGGGCGGGAGCGCGAUUGGCAGCAAGAAGGAAUGCAUGGAGAUGCUCGAGCUGGCGAAGAGGAAAGGGAUCAAGCCGUGGAUCCACGAGCUGCCGAUGAAGGAGGCAAAGAAGGCGCUGGAGGACGUGAAGGCGAACAGGGUGAGAUACCGGUAUGUGUUGACGCAGGAUAUCCAGGCGGAGUGAAGAGAGGUCCAACCUCUCGAACGCUACAGUUUGUCUCCAUUGUGUUUUUAGACGUCCCACUUCAACUGGGGUUCUCG
Messenger RNA from Laetiporus sulphureus 93-53, 1154 nucleotides. Its product is annotated as GroES-like protein. The record is from RefSeq and is a predicted model, not a curated record. Gene Ontology annotation, biological process: alcohol metabolic process. Bases 1 to 1077 code for a protein of 358 amino acids. NCBI's taxonomy places the organism in Eukaryota, Fungi, Basidiomycota, Agaricomycetes, Polyporales, Laetiporaceae. The transcript has 4 exons. Gene Ontology annotation, molecular function: zinc ion binding; alcohol dehydrogenase (NADP+) activity.